GAGUGGGCGGAGCUCCAGCCUGUCUGCCCGGGCAUUGUGCGCCCUUCUUCGCCCGCCGCUGCCCGCGGAGAUGCUGCGCUUGCUGCUUGCGCUGCUUUUGCGCGCGAUCCUGAGCCCGGCCGACGGAUCGCGCCUCGCGGAGCAGCUCCGCCCGGCCGACGAGCUGCUGGCGGCCGGGGCCGAGGCGUACAGCCGCGGGGACUGGCCCGGGGUCAUCCUGCACAUGGAGCGGGCGCUGCGGGCGCGGGGGGCGCACCGGGAGCGCCUGGCCGGCUGCCGCUCGGGCUGCGCCGCCAACCACUCGGCCGAGGAUCCCGCGCAGGAACCGCGCCGUCCGCUGGGCGACCUGCGCUUCUUCCGGCAGCUGCUCCGCCGCGCAGCCUGCCUCCGCCGCUGCCUGCCGGACAGCCCGUCCCGCUACCAGCUGGGCGAGGAGGUGAACCUGGAGUUCCGCAAGCGCAGCCCCUACAACUACCUCCAAGUGGCUUAUUUCAAGAUCAAUAAACUGAGCAAGGCCGUAGCAGCUGCCCAGACAUUUUUCUCGGCCAAUCCGGACCACGCCGAGAUGCGCCAGAACCUGGCUUAUUACCAGAUGAUGGUUGGUGUCAAAGACUCGGAUUUUGUCGAUUUGGAGGCUAAGCCCCACAUGCAAGAUUUCCACCUGGGUGUGAGUUACUACACAGAGGAGAAUCCUCAGGCAGCCAUUUUGCACCUGGAGAAGGCACUGAACGAGUACUGGGUAGCUGACGCCGAGUGCCGGGCCCUCUGCGAAGACCCGUAUAACUACGAUGGUUACAACUACCUCGAAUACAAUGCUGAUUUCUAUCAAGCCUUUAUCGAUCAUUACACCCAAGUGUUGAGUUGCAGGCAAGGCUGUGUGAACGAGCUGGCACAGGAAGCCGGUCAACCCGACGAAGAUUUCCUCCCGUCUCAUUUCAACUAUCUGCAGUUUGCAUAUUACAACAGUGGCAACUACGGGAAGGCCGUUGAAUGCGCGAAAACCUACCUGCUCUUUUUCCCAAACGACGACGUGAUGAAGCAAAACGUGGCUUAUUACGCAGCCAUGCUGGGGGAGCACCUGGCCGAGCACAUUGGGCCCAGAGAGAAAGUCCAGCUUUAUCACCGGCGCAGUCUUUUAGAGAAGGAAUUGCUAUUUUUCGCGUAUGACACCUUUGGGGUUCCUUUCAUCGACCCGGACACGUGGACCCCGGAAGAAGUGAUUCCCAGAAGGCUUCAGGAAAAACAAAAGAUUGAACGUGAGACGGCGGCUCGGAUCUCUGAGGAGAUCGGUAAUCUCAUGAAGGAGAUUGAGCAUCUGGUGGAGGGGAAAACCAAGGAAUCUUCCGACAUGAGUAAACUCGUACGGGAAGGGGGUCCAUUGGUGUAUGACGAGCUCAAGGUGACCAUGAACUCCAAAGUCCUGAACGGGUCCCAGCGUGUGGUGGUGGACGGGCUCCUCUCCGAAGAAGAGUGCCGGAUGUUGCAAAGGCUCACGAAUGCAGCGGCUUCGGCAGGGGACGGUUAUAGGGGCCAAACUUCCCCCCACACGCCCAGCGAGACCUUCUAUGGGGUGACGGUCCUCAAAGCCCUCAAGCUGGGGCAGGAAGGCCGAGUCCCCAUGCAGAGCGCCUACCUCUACUACAAUGCCACGGAGAAAGUCCGUCGUGUGAUGGAAUCCUAUUUCCGCCUGGAUGCCCCUCUGCAUUUCUCCUAUUCUCACCUGGUGUGCCGGACGGCCAUCGAAGAUAAGCAGGCGGACCGGACGGAUCCCAGCCACCCUGUCCAUGUGGACAACUGCAUCCUCAACGCCGAGGCUAUGGUGUGCGUCAAGGAGCCCCCCGCAUACACCUUUCGGGACUACAGCGCCAUACUUUAUCUAAACGGCGAUUUUGAAGGAGGAGAAUUCUAUUUUACCGAGUUGGAUGCCACCACCGUGACGGCAGAGGUGAGACCCCACUGCGGCCGGGCGGUGGGCUUCUCAGCCGGAUCGGAAAACCCACACGGUGUGAAAGCCGUCACAAAGGGCCAACGCUGCGCCAUCGCCUUGUGGUUUACGCUGGACCCCCGCCAGAGCGAACGGGAGAGGAUACAAGCCGAUGAUUUGGUUCGGAUGCUCUUCAAAACCGAAGAAACCAAAUUGCCCCCCGAAACGGGACCAAGCCCGGAAGAGGCCGAAACGCCCCCCAAAGAGGCUGAAAAGAAAGACGAACUAUAGCUCAAUAUCUGGGGUGCACAGCUGGUUCAAACAGCAGGAUUUGGGGGCACCGAAACAAUGGGGUGUGGAUUAUUGGUCUCGGGGGCGAGAGAGAGAGAAAAUUGACUAUAAACAGCUCCCAGAAUAUAGGCAGGAGAUAUCGGGGUGCCCCCUUUCCCCAUUCCUCGAAGGACGGUGCUUGCAAAGUCAUAGGGGACCUUGGAGGUCCUCUAGUCCACCCCCCUGCCCCUCAUACUGCUUCGGAUAAAAAAAAUUCCUGCAAAACUUCCAUCUCCAGGAGACAGGCUGUUCCUGUCCCUUAAUAGUCCUCGACUUAGUGACCGUUCAAAGCUACAAUGGUGCUGAAAAAAGGGGGAUUUAGGGCCAGUGUUUCAAACUUACGACCGUCGCAGCCGGGAUCAAAAUUCAAGUGUUUGGCAUUUACUCGCUGUAAAUGCAUUUUUUGCAACGCUCUUGGCUCAAGUUGCUUUUGAACUCUCUUAACGCAAAGAGGAUAUUUUGAGCCGGACAAAUUUGAGACCGGAGAGAGAAGAAAAAUUUAAUUAAAGAAAGGAAAGGCAAGGUAUAUUUAAGGCGUGCACUUCAUCAAAAGAUUAAAAUGCUUGAGAAAACAGCCUGGUUUGUGAUCGGCCGACAAAAAAAAAAAAAAAACAGACCCACAAAAAAAACGGAAAAGUGAAACAAUUGGGCUUUAUUGAAUGUAUUUCACGAGACGGGAAGCUUUCUCGUCAUGGAGGGAGCGAAACACUGCAGAGAGAAGCAGGGAGAAAUUCUCAUUUUUCUAGAAAAAUCAGUAAUGUCCUGACCUAAGACACUACUACAGCUCCCAUCAUUCCCAGCCCGGAAGAGAAUGAUAAAUGCUCCCCAAACUUGGCAAUUUCCUUGGCAGCAAAUUGGAUGGAGCUUGGUCUCCUCCAGAAGUAACAGCGAGCAGUUGGUGACUUAACUGCCUAUCCUUGGACUACCUCUCCCAUCAUCCCCGCCUCUUGCCAAUCGGCAAGCGGGCAUUUAUUAAGAAGCCCUUUGCCCGGUUUUACCAUCUCGCUUUUCAACUGGAGUUUCUUUGUCAUCCUUUGGGGCAGGACAUCCUGCAGCCACGCCAAGCAAACCAUGGUUUAUCAUUUAAGCCUUCCAUGCUGGCUUGGUGUUUUUUUUUUCAAACAAACCAGGGUGGGUGAAGCUGGCUAGUGGAGGCAUGUUUGCCCCAGUUGGAGAGGGAGGAGAAACAAAAAAGCUGUAAUGCACCAUGUUCUCAAAAUUCUAAAUCCCGGAAUGACCAAUUGCUCCUUCCCUCGUGUGUAAUUCUCACUCGUCUCCAACUUGCAAAUAUUUAACCGUUCUCAUUAACAAUCCAGUCACGCUCAACUUCUUGGUUUCACCUUAAAUCUGCUCGUAAGCAGGUCAGCUGCUUCUCAGGUUACGACCGUUCCCAGAAUUCCAAAGGAAUUCACGCGUUUUCCCCCCCCCUUAGACUACCACAGGGCAGCAUUGCUGGGGUGGCCCUUGACAGCUGUCUGUUCUCGCCUACGACCAUUUUCCAGUCCAUCCCUUCGCCUCCGUUGUUAAGCAAAUCAGUGCAGGGCGUCGUUAAGCGAAUCCAACUUCCUCUGUUGACUUUGUUGGUUUGGGGGGGUGUGUGUUUAUGUGUGUUUGCAAAUGGCGAUCACCCGAACCCGGGAUGCUGCAGACUAUUGUAAAUACAUGCCAGUUAUCAAGAGCCGAAUUUUCUUCCUGUGGGAGUGACGCUACGGCAGCUGUAAGUACGAGGACCGCCUUUUCCAGCCUUGUUGUAACUUUGAACGGUUUCUAAGUGAAGUAUAAGUAAUCCUUGACUUAACAAACAUUUGCCCAACAUUUAUGUUGCUAAGGGGAAACAACAGUUAGGUGUGUUUGGGCCCCAUUUUACAACUUUUCUUAACCCCUGUUAAGCAGAUCGUUGCAUUUGUUAAGUUACACAAUUGUGAAGCGAAACUGGGCUUCCCCCGUUGACUUUGAUUGUCAGAAAGUCACAAAAGGGGAUCACGUGACCCUGGGGGACACUGCGACCAUCAUAAAUACGAGUCAGUGGCCAAACAUCUGAAUUUGGACCACAUGAUUGUAGCCACUGUCAUUUUAAGUGUGAAAAACUUAAUGUCAGUCACUUUUUUCAGUGGCAACGCCCCUAAAAGAAUUGUUUGAACUUUGAACUGUCCCUAAAUGAAUCGUAAGUUGAGGACUACCUGUAUUAUGUCCAAUAAUUGGAAAAAUACAUUAUUGUUUCAGUUC
Molecule: messenger RNA, 4480 nt
Organism: Crotalus tigris (Tiger rattlesnake)
Lineage: Eukaryota; Metazoa; Chordata; Lepidosauria; Squamata; Viperidae
Gene: P3H1
Product: prolyl 3-hydroxylase 1
Exons: 15
Coding region: 71-2215 (714 amino acids)
Biological process (GO): collagen metabolic process
Cellular component (GO): endoplasmic reticulum
Molecular function (GO): iron ion binding; protein binding; L-ascorbic acid binding
Source: RefSeq, a predicted model, not a curated record